CGCCAACACAUGGAGACUGCUGGAUGGCCCCACGGCAGCAGCUUACAGGCAGACAGCCGGUUAAGCGUGUCUGCGGUAGCCGUCCCUUUUAAAGAGGCUCAUUCACCACAAUUACAAACACAGUACCUCAAGUCUCCUUCCUCCAGAACUUGAAGGAUACAGCAUACCACCGAAUCAUCAGCUAUGACUCCCGGAGCAUGGACUCGCUCGUCAUCGAGCUUCACUUCGCCCGCUCCAUGUCGUUUUUGGAACGGUCCCGGAUCGUGUCGUUUUGGGGCCAAAUGCAAAUUUGUUCACGACAAAGCCAAUAGCGACAGCCGCCGUCCCCAUAUGCAGCAGUCCAGCUCCACGAGCAAUUCUCCUAGUGCCGAACGCGAGAAGCUCUAUGCCUGGAGGCGACUACGGCCCAAGCCAGCCGAGCUGCCUGUCCAGUUGGACCGCGAAACACCCAAGUACUUCCGAACGGCUUUUGAGUUGGUGGAAGAGGACGUGAGCUUGGCACAAGAGGUAAUCAAAGACAUGGCCUCCGAGCAGCGACUGUCAAUCAUCCAACGCGUCAUAGAAGGGGCGGCGGACAAAAACCCCAAGGAGAAGGUUCUCAUUUGGGAGUCUCAAAUUCUUCCCCUGUUCUGCAUUCUUCUCCACCCGAGCGUCAUCGACUCCGUGGUUCUGGAGCAAGAAACCACGACUCUCUUCCGAUCACUUCUGGGCAUUGAUGCUACCCGCCUUCAUCGCCUGUACCGCUUUCUCUUUGACCUCGUUGACCACUGGUCAGAGUUACAUUUCCAAAAUAACGACUGUGACUCUGGCAUCGAGGCCCUCGCGCUCGCCUGCGGCGUGUUGUCCAAAAUCAUCAAUACCAGUACGGCCAAUAUCGUUAGUGCACACUUCACAUCCAUCGUCGACGAGAUUCAGCUUCGCCUGGAAGUCUUUGGCGAUCGAAAAGCCGACUUCCACACCAUGCAAGCCGAGAAAUACCUUGAAUACGUCCGCCGACGCCUCGGCCUCGGCCAAUCUUUGCCUAAUGCCACCCAAGCCUCAUCGGCUUCUUCGGGCACUUUGGCCGAGUUCACGCUGAGCCAGGACAUGCCAGGAAGACUUUCUAGGCGCGGCCCACGUCACGACAACGACCAUGCGGACAUUUUCGACAUAAAACUCAUGCCCACACAUGAAGAGAUCAUGUCAUCUCGGGACGAGUAUCUGCCAACUGUCAACCCUGCGCAACAUCACUUGCAAGGACUGCAAGGCUUGCUGGACAGGCACUUUCGUCUGCUCCGCGAGGACACGCUGCACGAUCUACGCAAUGCGAUCCGCGCCAGCGUGGAUUCAAACGUCAAGGUGAAGGAGAUCCGUAAUAGAGUUGUUCAGUACGAACGCGCUGUUGCCAUUGAUGUUUCCUUCGACAGGCGGUCCGGUCUUGAAUUCAUUAUCAGGAUUGAUCAGCCACGAGCGACCAAGGACCUGGGCAAGAUGGAUCGCGCGGCUUGGUGGAACCAGGAGAAGAGGCUCACGGAUGGGAGUCUUGUUUGCAUCGUUGACAAAGCCGGCAGCAUCUUCUUCUUCCAGGUGUCGAGGUCCACCAUCCGCGAUGCCGACAACAAGACUCAGCAAGUGGAAACAGGGGAGCCAGAGCAGGGUCCACGCUACAGCCUACCCGACGACAAGGACUACGCCUAUGUGCGCUUACAUCUGGUGGAAACCGGCACUGCGGAAGUCAAGAGAUGUAUGUUGUGGUUCAAGACGGCGGGCCUCUGGCAAAAUCGUCGGCUUCUCGAGUUCCCAUCAAUCCUUCUCCCGGCCUUUGCGCCUCCAUUAAAGGCAAUGCAGAAGAUGUCACGGAGGACAGACGUGCCGUUCCAAAACCUCCUCACCCUUCGAGCUGGCGACGAACCACCCGAGAACCCCCCGCCCCUUUACUCAUUACGGCCGGGGUUUUCGUUUGACCUCAGCUGCCUAUCCAACGACGGGACGAAAUUGUCCUAUGCAACUGGCGAGGCUCCCACGCCAUCGGAGCUCAGCCGACAUUCCACUUUGGACUCGACCCAAUCCGAGGCCGUCCUUAACUCCCUGAGAAGAUCCUUUGCCUUGAUCCAGGGCCCCCCUGGCACAGGCAAAAGUUACACUGGAGAAGCUCUGAUCAAGGUGUUACUUGCCAACAAAUCAAAAGCAAGAUUGGGACCAAUCAUGUGCGUUUGUUACACAAAUCACGCCUUGGAUCAACUGUUGGAACAUUUACUGGAUGAUGGUGUGCAGAACAUCAUUCGCGUCGGCUCCCGGUCCAAGUCAGAAAGGUUGGGUCCGGUGAAUCUGAGUCAAGUUGUCAAGGUUGAGACACGUACGAAGAUGGAAGGCCGAUCAAUGUACGAAUCCAUCAACAUUCUGAAUAGUGACACCGCCGAAAUCACCAAGAAACUAUCGACGUUCAAGUUUCUCAACACCCACGACAAGAUUCGCCUCUUUCUUGCCGAGCGCCACCCCUCACAGCACGACCAGCUUUUCGGACCAGAACCCGGGAAUGAGGAAGGCUGGACCACUGUCCGCCAUGCACGGAAGAAGGCUGUGAAUGAGUGGUUAUCAGGUGGUUCUGCGGCGAAAACCACUCGCCCGCUCCCUGAUCUCUAUCGUCUGAGUCUAUCGAACUUGUCUCAUCAGGAGCGCAUCGUCCUCUACGAGGACUGGCUGCAGGAAGCGCUGCGCACAGAGCUUGAGGAGCUCUCUGAGUUGCAUGAGGCAUACGAAGAGCAUCAAGAACACAACAAGAUGGUCCGGAGUGCCAUUGACUUGCGGUGUCUCCAGCAGGCGACCAUAAUCGGGGUCACAACCACGGGGCUGGCCAUGAACCUCGAUCUUCUACGGCGUGUUCAGGUCAAGGUCCUCCUUUGCGAGGAAGCAGGCGAGGUUCUAGAAGCCCAUCUCCUCACCUCCCUGCUUCCCACGGUUGAGCAUGCUAUCCUGAUCGGAGACCAUCUCCAGCUUCGCCCUCAGAUACAGGACUGGAGGCUUCAGCGUGCGAACCCGGCAGGGAUCAAGUACUCUCUGGACGUGUCCCUGUUCGAGAGGCUUGUUCAGCCGCCUCCUAAUGUUCCUAGCCUUCCGUUCAGCAUUCUCGACACGCAGCGUCGCAUGCAUCCGUCAAUAUCGGAGCUGGUGCGAUCCACACUGUACCCGUCUCUGUCAGAUUCCGAUGGCGUCCGCAAGUAUCCUGAGGUUUGUGGCUUAGCCAAGCGACUCUUUUGGCUACACCACGAGAGUCCCGAAUCGGGACGGCAUUCUGACCAUGAAUCCAUCGAGACGUCACAUUCAAACGAGUUUGAAAUUGAGAUGGUCUCGGCGCUCGUCUGUCACCUUCUGAGGCAAGGCGUCUACAAAUCGGGGGAAAUCGCCGUGCUGACGCCAUACCUGGGGCAGCUGAAAAAGCUGCGACAGAAGCUCGGAUCCAUCAUGCAGAUCAUUGUCAAUGAUCGUGACACGGAAGAUCUGGCUGGGAUUGACUCAUCUGACGAAAACCCACAAGCUGCCUCUCGGGGAGAGGCUGCAAAGGCAUCUGCCAUGCACGGGGUUCGUGCUGCAACAGUAGACAACUUCCAAGGCGAAGAGGCCAACGUUGUCAUCGUGUCGCUUGUCCGCAGCAACAACGAGAAGAGAUGCGGCUUUCUCAGCACUUCCAACCGCAUCAACGUUCUGCUGUCUCGCGCAAAGCACGGCAUGUACAUCAUUGGCAACUCCAACACCUCGAGCCACGUGCCCAUGUGGGCCCAGGUCGUUGAGAUACUGCAGAACAGCGGCAACUUCGGCAGGGAGCUGGAACUGCAAUGCCCGCGGCAUCCUGAGAGCAGGAGUCUGGUUUCACGGGCUGAGCAGUUUAUCCAGUCUUCGCCGGACGGAGGAUGCAACCGCAAGUGCGAUCGUCGGUUGCCCUGUGGUCAUUCCUGCACCGGGCCUUGUCACUCGGACUUUCUCCACAACGCCUUGAAGUGUCUCGAAGACUGCGUGAAGCCCAAGGAAGGCUGCGAUCAUGCUUGCCGGAAACGCUGUGGCGAGCCAUGUGAUAAGCUAUGCCGAGAGGUGCUGCGUGGCGUCGGACUCGAGCUCCCGUGCGGCCACACAAUUGACACCGUGGAAUGCUGGAAAGCCCAAGAUCCUUCCAACAUCAGGUGUACCGUUCAAGUCAACAAGCAGGUUCCCGGAUGUAAUCAUACGGUCAAGGUGCCCUGCCACGUGGAUGUCGCCUGGAACAGUUACCAGUGCAUAGCAGAGUGUGGUUCCCAGAGACCCUGUGGUCACGCAUGCAAGAUGCGGUGUUCGACUUGCCGCACACGAGAGGACGGGAAGGUGACCGGGGAAGACCACGGGACAUGCAGACAGCCUUGCGAAAGGUCUUUCACAGCAUGCAGCCAUCGCUGUCGAGAGGCUUGUCAUGGAGAUAUGGGUUGUCCGCCCUGCCCUGCUCCCUGCCAGAACCAGUGCGUACACUCCAAGUGCGGGAAGAAGUGCCACGAGCCCUGCGCCCCUUGCGCAGAGGAGACGUGCUCUUCCAGCUGCCCACACUCCAGUUGCAGUAUGCCAUGCGCAGCGCCGUGCGACUGGAUCCCUUGCACGAAGCGGUGCACCAAGCAGUUGGAGUGCGGCCACCAAUGCCCUUCCGUUUGCGGCGAGCGUUGCCCAUCCCCGAGAUACUGCCAAGUAUGCGCUGUGGAGGAUAUAAAAGACAGAACCGUGGACUUCAUCAUGAUGGAGAACUACCAGUCCAUCGACUUGGACGAGGAUCCAUGCAUCUUCCCAGACUGUGGUCAUUUCCUGACUGUCACGACAAUGGACGGUCAGAUGGGCCUGAGAGAUCACUAUGAGAUGUCGCCAGAAGGCGUGCCUGUAGCUCUCAAGACCGGCUCGGAGCCCUUCUCCUCAACUAAAGUCAAUGUGUGCCCCGAGUGCCGAGGGUCUCUCAUGAACAUUUCGAGAUACGGAAGAAUCGUUCGCCGUGGCCUGUUGGACGAAUCAACCAAGAAGUUCAUCAGCUGGUCUCGAGGGACAUGGGAGGCACUGAUGGAGGCGUUACUCAAUGCGCAAGACGCCUUGCAAAAGACGGACAGUGCUGGUUUCGUGCUUCCUGCGGAGCACCCAGGAGGUUUCAACCUUGAGGGCUCCCGAUCAGACCAGGUGAACAGGGUCCUCAGGCUCACCGGGACGAAGCGACAUAAGAGCCUGAAGCGGCUGCGGAGCCAGAUGGCGGACUUUUUCAGGUCAGUCAGGCGAGACGAGCAGCCGUACCAGCGGGUGGCUCACCUAGUUUGGCACGUCAAUAAGCGACGCGAGACCAGCGAUUUCUCCUUUGACGAGUCGGCCAUCCAAAUGGGCGGGGUGCUGCAAGCCAUGAUCCUCCUCCUUCGCUGCGACCUGCUACUCAUCUCAGACUACCUCGGCCUGUGCCGCGCCGCUGAGGGGAACACGGCAGCGAAGGCGGCCAAGAUCGAUGCGGUGCCGCACAUCAGGGACUGUGAGAGACUGAUCCGGACCGCGCACACGAGGAACUUCCACCGGCUGGAGCUCGAGGGACACAUCUUGCUCGUCAAGUUCUGCUCCUUGGCCCACCCCGAUGACACGAUCCCGAUGAAGACAACAGUCGGUCCCGGCGGGGAGUCCCCGGCACGAGACAAUAUCAAAGACCUCGGAGAGCGCCAUCUGCAACUGGGAAGAGAGCUUGUCCGACAGAAGCCGUCGACGGCCCUGCUGGAGCCCGAGCUCGAGGACGCGGGGCGCAUGCUGCACGACGGCGUCUUUUACAACGAGGUGUCGGCCGACGAGUUGCGCGAAGUCUACGCGGCCAUGAGCAAGGAGCUCAGGGGGACGGGGCAUUGGUACACAUGCCUCAACGGGCACCCGUUCACCAUCGGCGAGUGCGGCAUGCCCAUGGAGCGUGCCCGUUGUCCGGAAUGCGGUGCCCCUGUUGGCGGUCAGAACCAUCAAGCGGUCGAGGGCGUGCGACGUGCGGAGCAUAUUGAGGAAAUUGCUCGCGUUGUGGAUAGAAUGGGGCUCUGAUACAGACAGAUAGAAUUUGGUCCGCUGCUCGGUUCGUUGUGUCCUGGUCGUUGACCGACAGUCCUGUCGACGUGGUUGAUGAUGCAAAGGUAUGAGGCCACCACAUCAAGCAAUGUCAAGCAAGCACGGAAUUCGGGGUAGACGUCGCGGCAACUGAGAGUGGCAAUCGUCAUGGACCUCCAAAAAUCAUU
Molecule: messenger RNA, 6227 nt
Organism: Colletotrichum navitas
Lineage: Eukaryota; Fungi; Ascomycota; Sordariomycetes; Glomerellales; Glomerellaceae
Exons: 5
Coding region: 184-6036 (1950 amino acids)
Biological process (GO): regulatory ncRNA-mediated heterochromatin formation
Cellular component (GO): nuclear RNA-directed RNA polymerase complex; nucleus
Molecular function (GO): zinc ion binding; helicase activity
Source: RefSeq, a predicted model, not a curated record